GGGGCGGGGGCGGGGGCGGGGCCCGGGUCCUUUGCUACUAGACCCGCUGGACAGACAGACUGUCCGCUUGGAGGCGAACUCCACGCCCGACACGAUGCGGCAGCCUGGCUUCAGAGGCCGCCGCCCCUUCCUGCUAGUGCUGCUGCUACCGCUCCUCGCAGCUGCCGCCACCACUGCUUCCACCGUCAGCCCCGGCGAAGCCGUCGAGGUUGCAGGGACCCCAGGCCCACCGGCCGGUGCUGCUGCUUGUCGCUGCUGUCCCAGCCGAUCACCCAGGAGAAGCCGCUGCUUCAGAGCUCCCUGCAGGGUCCGGAGCUGCCCACUGGCAAACUGUGAGCGUGAAAAGUGUCCGACCUCAGUGUCCCCCGGGCUUCCCAGCCCCAGCCCCAGUCCCAGUGUGCAGAAGAGACAGGUGUCGCUUAACUGGCAGCUGCUGACGCUGCAGGAGGCCCAAGCUCUGCUGAGGCGACGGCGGCCCGGCCGGCCCGGUGGCUGGUCGCUGCUGAGAAAGAGGCCCCCACAGCGAGCCCCUGCUGGCCAGGCCCCGGGUAAGAACAUCCGCCAUUCCUGCGCCAGGGGGUAGGGGAGGCGGGAGGGGGGGUUCCGGGCCAGAUAAAGCUGUCUGGUUCCCACGGUCCAGUCGCGGCUUAGUCUCCCCCAUUGUA
Molecule: messenger RNA, 665 nt
Organism: Erinaceus europaeus (western European hedgehog)
Lineage: Eukaryota; Metazoa; Chordata; Mammalia; Eulipotyphla; Erinaceidae
Product: latent-transforming growth factor beta-binding protein 4-like
Exons: 4
Coding region: 95-583 (162 amino acids)
Source: RefSeq, a predicted model, not a curated record